AUGCCUGCCAGUACUGAAUUCGAGGCCGCUAACAAGCAGUACGCGGCAACCUUUGACAAGGGAACCUUGCCCUUGCCGCCCGGCCGCAAGGUGGCCGUCGUCGCAUGCAUGGACGCGCGACUCGAUCCCGCCAAAGCCCUCGGCCUCGCUGAAGGCGACGCCCACGUCAUCCGCAACGCGGGCGGCCGGACGGUCGACGCGCUCCGUUCCGUCGUCAUUUCCCAGCAGCUGCUGGGGACGCGGGAAAUCGUCAUUGUCCACCAUACGGAUUGCGGCAUGCUCACCUUUUCAGACGAGCAGUUGCGCGCCAAGGUUCGGAGAGACCUGGGCGAGGACGUGGACCACAUCUCCUUCCUCCCCUUUGGCGACGUGAAGCAGAGUGUCUUGGAUGAUGUCCAGGUGCUCAGGAAGAGUCCUCUGGUGCUGGACGUACCCAUCUCGGGAUACAUUUACGACGUCACGAGCGGCAAGAUUGAACGGGUGGAUGGUUAA
This is a messenger RNA of Metarhizium robertsii ARSEF 23, 492 nucleotides long. Its product is annotated as carbonic anhydrase. Gene Ontology annotation, molecular function: carbonate dehydratase activity; zinc ion binding. The record is from RefSeq and is a predicted model, not a curated record. The transcript is spliced from 3 exons. Lineage: Eukaryota; Fungi; Ascomycota; Sordariomycetes; Hypocreales; Clavicipitaceae. Bases 1 to 492 code for a protein of 163 amino acids.